Molecule: messenger RNA, 1196 nt
Organism: Sciurus carolinensis (gray squirrel)
Lineage: Eukaryota; Metazoa; Chordata; Mammalia; Rodentia; Sciuridae
Product: pepsin A-5-like
Exons: 9
Coding region: 1-1161 (386 amino acids)
Biological process (GO): proteolysis
Molecular function (GO): aspartic-type endopeptidase activity
Source: RefSeq, a predicted model, not a curated record
AUGAAGUGGUUUGGGGUCCUCGGGCUGGUGGCCCUCUCAGAGUGCUUGGUCAUGCUCCCUCUGAUGAAGAUCAAAUCCCUGCGAGAAAACCUGCGGGAGAACAACGUGCUGAACGACUACCUGGAGAAAUACCCACGCGGCCUGGCCCACAAGUCUCUUGAGAAACAUCCGGACCCGGGAGUAGCUUUCGAGCCCAUGAGGAACUACCUGGACCUGGCCUACGUGGGCAUCGUCAGCAUCGGCACACCCCCUCAGGACUUCAAGGUGGUCCUGGACACCGGCUCCGCUGACCUGUGGGUGCCUUCCACCUACUGCUCCAGCGGGGCUUGCACUAACCACAGGAGCUUUGACCCUCUGCGCUCCUCCACCUUCCUGGUCUCUGGCCGGCCCAUUCACCUGGUCUAUGGCUCCGGAGCCUUAUCGGGAUUUCUUGCCUACGACACCGUCAGGAUCGGGGGCCUCGUGGAUGCAGCCCAGGCAUUUGGCCUGAGUCUGCAGGAGCCUGGCGACUUCUUGAAAUACGCGGUCUUCGACGGCAUCCUGGGCCUGGGCUACCCCAGCCUGGCCCUUCCGGGAACCACGCCUGUCUUUGACAACCUGUGGAAACAGGGUCUCAUUGCUCAGAACCUCUUUGCCUUCUACCUGAGCAGCAAGGACGAGAAGGGCAGCGUGCUGAUGCUGGGCGGGGUGGACCCCUCCUACUACAGCGGAGAGCUUCACUGGGUGCCGGUGUCCAGACCCACCUACUGGCAGUUAGCCAUGGACAGCAUCUCCAUGAACGGGAAGGUGGUUGCUUGUGACGGCGGCUGCCAGGCCAUUAUGGAUACCGGGACCUCCUUACUGAAUGGCCCACCGAACUAUAUCCUCAGCAUCCAGAAGAUCAUCAACGCCCAGCCCUACAGCAAUGGCCAGUAUGUCGUGGACUGUAACACCGUCGGCUCCCUGCCCGACAUCCACUUCACCAUCAGUGGCGUCGACUACCCAGUGCCAGCCAGUGCCUACAUCCAGGAGAGUCGUUCACACACCUGCUACAGCAGCUUCGAAGGUCUAGACCACGCGUUUCACUCGGAGACCUGGAUCCUGGGAGACGUCUUCCUGAGGCUGUAUUUCACGGUUUUCGAUCGGGCCAACAACAGAAUUGGCCUGGCCCCUGCAGCGUGAACGCUGGGCUUCGCCAGGAGGCUGCGCCCCCCGCG